CCGCCUGCCCGGCCCGUGCGGGCACGGCCGCCAUGGGCUGGCUGGGGGCGGCCGGGCGGCGGCUGCGGCGGCGGCUGCGGGGCGCCGAGGUGGUGCGGGAGACCUGCCGGCAGUACCCGCUCUCCUGCUGCCUCCUCCUGGGGCUGGGCGCCGCCACCCUCCUCCUCAACCGGUAUCUUCACGUCUUAAUGAUCUUCUGGUCGUUCGUGGCUGGUGUCGUCACCUUCUACUGUUCCUUAGGACCGGAUUCCCUCUUGCCCAAUAUUCUGUUCACAAUAAAAUAUAAACCCAAGCAGUUGGAAUUGCCGGAGCUGUUUCCCCACGGUCACAGUUGUGCUGUAUGUGGCAAGGUCAAAUGCAAGAGGCACAGACCUACGUUGCUUCUGGAAAACUAUCAGCCAUGGCUGGAUCUGAAAGUGCCUUCCAAGGUUGAUGCGUCACUCUCAGAGGUGCUUGAGUUGGUGCUGGAAAACUUUAUUUAUCCAUGGUACAGAAAUAUUACUGAUGAUGAAUCCUCAGUGGAUGAACUGAGAGGCACACUGCGGUUUUUUGCAUCCGUGUUAGUUCGAAGAAUUCACAAGGUGGAUAUUCCAACCGUUGUAACAAAGAAGAUGCUCAAGGCAGCAAUGAAACACAUUGAAGUGAUAGCCAAGGCCAGGCAAAAAGUAAAAAAUGCAGAAUUUUUGCAGCAGGCUGCUUUAGAAGAAUAUGGACCAGAACUCCAUGUUGCUUUGAGAAGCCGAAGAGAUGAACUUCACUACUUAAGAAAACUUACUGAACUUCUUUUUCCUUAUAUUUUGCCCCCAAAGUCAACAGAGUGCAGAUCCCUGGCUCUUCUGAUAAGAGAGAUUCUUCCUGGUUCUGUUUUCCUCCCCUCGAUGGAUUUCUUAGCUGAUCCUGACACUGUCAACCAUUUGCUGCUGAUCUUCAUUGAUGAUAGUCCACCUGAGAUAGCAACUGAACCUACUUCUUCACUGGUUCCAUUCCUUCAGAAAUUUGCGGAGCCAAGAAAUAAAAAACCAUCUGUACUGAAACUGGAGCUAAAGGAGAUCAGAGAUCAACAAGACCUUUUAUUUCGGUUUAUGAACUUCCUGAAACAGGAAGGGGCAGUACAUGUGCUGCAGUUCUGCCUGACUGUAGAGGAAUUCAAUGACCGAAUUUUGCGACCAGAACUGUCAGAUACUGAAAAGAUGUCUCUUCACGAGGAAGUACAGAAAAUUUACAAAACUUACUGUUUGGAUGAAAGCAUUGACAAAAUUAGAUUUGACCCUUUCAUAGUGGAAGAAAUUCAAAGAAUUGCUGAAGGUCCAUAUAUGGAUGUUGUGAAACUUCAAACUAUGCGGUGUCUUUUUGAAGCUUAUGAGCAUGUACUUUCUCUGCUUGAGAAUGUUUUUACUCCAAUGUUCUGUCACAGUGAUGAGUACUUCAGACACCUUUUAAGAGGAGCAGAGUCACCAACACGCAAUUCAAAGUUUAACAGAAGUAGCCUGAGUUUGGAUGACUUACGGACCACACAGAAGAGAGGAGAAUCAUUUGGAAUCAGCAAAAUAGGGAACAAAAUAAAAGGUGUAUUCAAGAGUUCUGCAAUGGAAGGAGCUAUGUUGCCGAACUAUAACUUAAACGAAGGAGAAGAUGACUUUAUUGAAGAAGGCGUUAUGGUGAUGGAAGAUGAUUCUCCUGAGGAGGCUGUCACUACCCCAAACACACCCCGCAACCUUGCUGCAUGGAAAAUUAGCAUCCCAUAUGUAGAUUUUUUUGAUGAUCCCUCCCUGGAAAGAAAAGACAGAAAGGAGAGAAUUCCUGUAUUCUGCAUUGAUGUAGAGAGAAAUGAUAGAAGGGCAGUUGGACACGAACCUGAACACUGGUCUGUCUACAGGAGGUACCUGGAAUUUUAUGUGCUUGAGUCGAAGCUUACAGAAUUUCAUGGUACGUUUCCUGAUGCUCAGCUUCCCUCAAAGCGAAUCAUUGGCCCCAAGAACUAUGAGUUCUUAAAAUCCAAGAGAGAGGAGUUUCAGGAAUAUCUGCAGAAACUUCUACAACAUCCAGAACUGAGUAACAGCCAGCUUUUAGCUGAUUUCCUGUCCCCUAAUGGAGGAGAGACUCAGUUUCUUGAUAAAAUGUUGCCCGAUGUGAAUCUUGGUAAAAUCAUAAAAUCUGUUCCAGGAAAACUCAUGAAAGAGAAAGGUCAGCAUUUGGAGCCGUUCAUCAUGAAUUUUAUCAACUCCUGUGAAUCUCCCAAGCCUAAACCAAGUAGGCCUGAACUUACCAUUUUGAGUCCCACUUCUGAAAAUAAUAAGAAGCUUUUUAAUGAUUUAUUCAAGAAUAAUGCAAACCGGUCUGAGAAUACAGAAAGGCGACAAAAUCAGAACUACUUCAUGGAAAUGAUGACUGUAGAAGGAGUCUAUGACUACCUAAUGUAUGUUGGUAGGGUAGUUUUCCGCAUUCCUGACUGGCUGCAUCAUCUCUUGAUGGGAGGAAGAAUUCUCUUCAAAAAUACAUUGGAACUGUACACAGACUAUUACUUGCAUUACAAAUUAGAACAGCUAUUUGAGGAGCACCGGUUGGUUUCUCUGAUAACACUGCUGAGAGAUGCCGUGUUCUGUGAGAACACUGAGCCUCGCUCUCUCCAGGAUAAACAGAGGCGAGCAAAGCAGACUUUUGAAGAAAUGAUGAGAUACAUUCCAGAUUUAAUAGGGAAGUGCAUUGGGGAAGAGGCUAAAUAUGAAGGCAUCAGGCUUCUGUUUGAUGGACUGCAGCAACCAGUGCUCAACAAACAGUUAACCUAUGUUCUGCUGGACAUUGGGAUUCUAGAACUCUUUCCAGAGCUGAGUAAGGGUCCAAAGGAAACGAGCUCUGUGUCAAGUUGGAUGUGAGUGAAGGGACCUUGCUGGACACCCAGUAGCAUCUGCUGUGCACUUUUGUAAUGGACAUGUGACAUUUUAACCUUGCCUUGUAUAUUUUCUUGUAAAUAACAUAAAAUUUAAGUUCUAAAAAAUAUCUUUAUUCAAUAAAGACAUAAAAAUUUAAUAUCAGUUGCAAGUAAAUAAAAUAUUUGUACUUUUUGUUUAAAAUUUGUUUUAGCUGUUACCAGUAAAAGUCAAAUUAAUUUCCCCCAAAUCUCUCCAUGUGUGAAAUUACAGAAUGACAUUAAAUAAAGCGGCUCAGAGAUCAGCCAACUUACGCUUUACCAAAAGAGCAAUUACUAGAUGUCUUCCUUAAAGGAUAUGUAGAAAAAAUGUUUGGAAGAAGCUGUAGAAUGCUCUCGUUAUGUUAUUUUUAACUGUCUUUUAACAAAUCUUACUAUUUUUUAGAAAACCGAAAUUAUGGAAUUGAAUCUGUUGCAUACAAAUAAUCUCAGAACUAUCUUUGACCUUUAUGCUCUCUGUGAGCAUGGAAAAUAACAUGUAAUUUAGUCUAUUUAAUACAUGACCUUUAAAUCUAAAGCAUUCUUGAAGUAAUAAUGGGUGUGAAAAGUGGUUUUGACUUUUACCUUAGCCUUUAUUUUUCUGCAGUUUCUUACCUGGGAUUACCUGACAUCUGGCAUCCCAGGAUGCAAGUGUGUUCACAGCUUUUUUUAAAAAUUUAUUCCUAUAAAAUUGGGUGGAAGAUUUUUCCUGUAAAUCUUAAUUUGUUGGCCCAGCCUUUAUAAAAGAGACUUUGAAAUGGACUUUCGUGUGUGGAUUUUUAACAAGUUUUACUCACAGAACAAUACAGCGAUACUUUAAUAGGCAUUCCUCAGUUUUUACUUUCAGACAAUACCCAUUUUCUCCUUCACUACAAACCAACCAAUCUAAUGCAGCGUUGGUGUUCUUUGUCAACACAGUUUGUGCUAUCUGUCUGUAUUACUACUGCAAACCUUUUCCUUCUCUUUGUCAAAGGAAGGUAAAAUUGUUAUUUCUCUUCUCUCUGGCUAUGCCAAAGGAGUUGUUACAACUCUAAAAAUUGGUGCGCAGGUAGAGUUUGGUCCAUAAGUGCCCUCUCUGUUACUGGUUUUAUGUUGAUUUGGGUAAGACCAUUCUGUAAAUUAACUACUCUUAAGGGCUGAUAUCGGCAAACCAUCAAUGCCAGGGCAUAAGAAGUAGUGUGUAAAGGUCAGUCAUCGUUUGUUGUCGUGUUGCAGCUGUGUAGUCCAGAGCUUUUCAUGCACAACCUCUCAAUGUAUGUGGAAAUGAAUGAGAUCUUGAAAUUUAAAUAUACUGAGUGUUUAUCUUAGUGCACCUUCUCCUUGAAAUCUGCAGAUGCAGUGAAUUUAAGAGCCAAGUAGCUUCAGGGUUGAAAAAGAGUGUAGUGAGCUUUCCAGAAAAACAAAGCGGGUUUAUUUAAAACACUGAUAAUCAGUUUAAAAUAGCAUUGAACAACAUGAAAACACAUUGAUGGCAGAAAUCCCAGUGUGAAUGAACUUAGAAAAAUAAUGGUUGUUUGCAUUCAUUUAUAAUCAAUCACUUCUUGAUAAAGCAUCAGAAGUGUACACUUAGCAUUUAGUCUGAUUUUUGAUUUCAUACUCAUUAGCCUGUAUUUACAACUGUAUUUUUUUAAACACAGCCUUCCCAUAGAAAAGAUGGGCUUUUGAGGUAUAACCACAGUUAUCAUAAAGACAGGUUAUGCUGUAGAAAGUCCCAUUACCUAGCUUUUUCCAAAGGAUGCCACAGUGCUGCAGGAGUCAGUGCCUCUAUCUGACAUUCUCUGAGAAUGUUGCUGAUACAGAGUAAGAGGCAGGAGUCCUGUGCUUUGUUCUUUUGGAAAAGGUAAAAAAUCUAGCAUAUUUAUAUGAAACACAGUCAUAGAUUGUGUUCUUGCUCUAGACACAGUCCCCAAACUGGUCAUAUAAAGAAUGAAGAAUACUCAAUUUGUUAAAAUUUAUCAAAAUCAAGCUUUCAUUGCAUCCUUUAUUAAUGGAAAACAUAAGUGAGAUGGUGCAUCUUCAAAAGUAAAACAAACUUUUUUAAAAUUGCAUGUUAAAUGGGCCUCAUGAUUUUAAUGGCACUGACUUUAAUCCAGCUCUUUCAGAUAUUGGUGUAGGUAUGAUAAAUAUGACUGGAAGCAAAGUAGAAAUAUUAGGUUUGAAUACCUUAACCCUGAGUGGAGAUCAAUGAAAGGAAUAUACACCUAUAAUAAAUCCAUUUCUAGAA
Pipra filicauda (Wire-tailed manakin) is the source of this 5129-nucleotide messenger RNA. RefSeq names its product sorting nexin 14 (gene SNX14). Gene Ontology annotation, biological process: autophagosome maturation. The transcript has 29 exons. Bases 33 to 2873 code for a protein of 946 amino acids. Gene Ontology annotation, molecular function: phosphatidylinositol-3,5-bisphosphate binding. Gene Ontology annotation, cellular component: late endosome. NCBI's taxonomy places the organism in Eukaryota, Metazoa, Chordata, Aves, Passeriformes, Pipridae. The record is from RefSeq and is a predicted model, not a curated record.